GUGGGCGGGGCGGGGAGUACGAAAGUGGACGCGCGCUCCCGAGUGCUGAGGUCCGGCUGCGCCGCAGCAUGACCCAGUCGGUGGUCGUACAGGUCGGCCAGUGCGGAAACCAGAUCGGCUGCUGCUUCUGGGAUCUGGCUCUCAGGGAGCACGCCGCGGUCAACCAGAAAGGAAUUUAUGACGAGGCAAUAAGCAGCUUCUUUAGAAAUGUGGAUACCAGAGUGGUUGGUGAUGGUGGCAGUAUUUCCAAGGGGAAAAUUUGUUCUUUGAAAGCGCGAGCUGUCUUGAUUGACAUGGAGGAAGGGGUAGUGAAUGAAAUCCUUCAGGGACCGUUGAGAGAUGUGUUUGAUAACAAGCAGCUCAUCACUGAUAUUUCUGGCUCAGGGAAUAAUUGGGCUGUGGGUCACAAAGUGUUUGGCAGCCUUUAUCAAGAACAGAUUUUAGAGAAACUCAGAAAGUCGGCAGAACACUGUGAUUGUUUACAGUGUUUUUUCAUCAUACAUUCCAUGGGAGGAGGAACAGGAUCUGGACUUGGCACAUUCCUCUUAAAGGUGCUAGAGGAUGAAUUCCCAGAAGUAUACCGAUUCGUGACUUCAGUCUAUCCUUCUGGUGAGGAUGAUGUCAUAACCUCGCCUUACAAUAGCAUCUUGGCCAUGAAGGAACUUAAUGAGCAUGCAGACUGUGUGUUGCCCAUUGACAACCAAUCUUUAUUUGACAUCAUUAGCAAAAUUGACCUCAUGGUGAAUUCUGGAAAGUUGGGUACAACUGUAAAGCCAAAAAGUCUGGUUACUUCGAGUGCUGAGGCUUUGAAAAAGCAGCACCAGAAGCCCUUUGAUGGGAUGAACAACAUCGUGGCAAAUUUGCUCCUGAACCUAACCAGCUCUGCAAGGUUUGAAGGGUCCCUUAAUAUGGAUCUUAAUGAAAUCAGCAUGAAUUUAGUUCCUUUUCCUCAAUUGCAUUAUCUCGUGUCAAGCCUAACACCUCUAUACACACUGGCGGAUGUUAACAUUCCUACCCGAAGGUUGGAUCAGAUGUUUUCAGAUGCCUUUAGUAAAGAUCACCAGCUAAUUCGGGCUGACCCCAAACACAGUCUCUACCUCGCCUGUGCCCUUAUGGUUAGAGGAAAUGUACAGGUUUCAGAUCUUCGCAGAAACAUUGAAAGAUUAAAACCUUCUCUGCAGUUUAUCUCCUGGAAUCAAGAAGGCUGGAAGACCAGCCUAUGUUCAGUCCCUCCCGUGGGCCAUUCCCAUUCAUUACUAGCGCUAGCAAAUAACACCUGCGUGAAGCCUACCUUCAUGGAACUCAGAGAGCGAUUCAUGAGGCUCUACAAGAAAAAGGCUCAUCUUCAUCACUAUCUACAAAUCGAAGGGAUGGAGGAAAGCUGUUUCGCAGAAGCCGUGUCCUCUGUAUCGGGGCUCAUAGAGGAGUAUAAGCAGCUGGACGCCACCCUGGGCACGCCUGUGGAAGAUCUGCCUAGGCUGAGCGUAGCUGUCUAAAACACAAACCCCAAAGUACCCCUUUAACUUUCCUGAAUUUCCCUUUUUUUGGCACUUUAUCUGUUUCAGAACUUCUGUGAUUCAGAAAGCCUAGUUUGCACUUUUCACGUUAGAAAGCAUUUUUGUCUUAAAGAGUGGUUUUCCUUUCAGCACAAUUCAUGGAUGAUACCAGUUGUGUGACAUUAGUGAAGUCCUAGUGCCUUUCAAACAAUUGUCCUCAGAAAGUUCCCUUUUCUAAAAUUGAGAAAACAGAGUUCAACAUUUUACUUUAUUUAUAAUUUCACAUUCAGGCAUUCAAACAAUGGUAAUCAUGUCUUCAAUAAAAAUCUUACACAGAUUUUUAUAUAUUUAUUUAUAAUUUAUUUUUCCAUACUUUGGUUAAAUUCUCCUGAUUCUUUAAAAGUGAGUAUGAGAAGUAAUAGAAGAACACAAUAUAAAUAUUUCUGUGUAAUACCCACUAACUUUUUAGGGAUAGGUUUUAUUACAACUAUUAAAGAGGUUUUGUUUCUUCUUUGUGUACCCACUUGUUUGCACUGAAGAGAGUCAAGAUUUGCAUUUAUUUUAACAGGUAUUUGUAUUAAGUUAUUUUUAAAUAUAAUGCUUUUUAUUAAACCAGCUGAAUAACAAUAUCCUUGUUUUUAAACAGUAUUAUUUAUUAUUGGUUUUGCUUGUCACCAUUUAUAUAAGCACAUAAUAUUACUCAACUUGAUAUCUCCCAAAUUUUGAUUAAAAGGCUGUAAUAGUCUAGUGAAACUGUUCCAGUUACUAUAAUCUCCAGCUAUAGUUUUUGAAAUUAAUUUAUCUUUAAAUAUAAUUUAUAUUUUAAAUCCAUAGAUGGGUUUGUCAUUUGAGGAAGUAAAUUUUAGGAACAAUUUAUUUUCAAGCCAAAAUAAUCUAUUGUGUGCUUUCUUUAAAGUGUUAUAUUCUUAAAGAUCUUUCAUUUUCAUAGUAAGGAUACUGCUCUUGAUCUUUAUCUUGGAAAUUUAAUUUUUUACAGUAUUUGGUAUAUAAACUUUUAAAUUACAGUUGUCUGCAAUUGUCAACAGUGGCCCAAGAAGUUCUAUUUUCUCCUUCCAAAAGAAAUCUUAAUAAACUCAUCUUCAGGAUAGGGCAAUAGCAACUAUAAAUAUGUUUACCAUUUAAUCUUAUUCCUAUUUAAUAAUUAACCUAGAAUCUUGCUCACCAAAUAAUGGUUAUCAUCUGAUGAGAUCAUAGGCUACAUUGUCAAAGUACACGUAAAAGUUUUAAAAAACAAUUUUUAAAAAGUUGUAAACUUUUUACACAUCAUCACCAAAGUAUUCCAGAUUACUUUAUAGGAUGAAAUGUUUUCUUGUAAAUUGUAUAAUUUUUCCAUUAAGUAUGGAAUAUGUAGAUGGAACCAAGUGUCUGUGUAUUUCAUAAUUUUACAUUUUAAAGAGUUCACUUUUAAGGUUUUUAGCUUUAAGAAAACCUUUUUAAAAGCUUCUGUUGCCUUAAAUACAGUCAUAUGAGAAUGGGCAGGUGUUCUUACUGUUACAAAUCAAUAAGGUAGAUUUGCCAUCCUUUAAAACCAUUCUGAUUUUCUGAUGUAAUGACAUGAUUACCUGAACUUCACUUUUCCCAUAUAAAUUUGGUUUUAUAGGAUCUUGAGCUCAGAAAAUAUAUCCCCUGGAUCUCUGCAGUUUCUCUGACAUACACAAGAUGUAAUCCACAGCAUCUUCCAUUGAAAUGACCCUUCAUUUGGGCAGUCGAAUUGAAUGUUGCUAUUUUCAUUGGUCACCCUGUUGGACACUCCCAUCCCACAGCUUCUGGAGCAAGGGGACCACUUUGUUGCUUGCACAAGACAUUUUCUUUUCCAAAUAAGUGGGAGAUUCCGAUAAGCUAAAAUAAAAGGGGGGAAAGUACAUGUGUAUACAUAUAUGUACUCAAAUAACUUUUAAUAAUUAUUUUUAAGCUAAUAGUAAGUAGAUCAGAACUUUUCCUUUUAUGCAAUGUAACUGAGAAUAAAACAAGCUUAUAGUCUAGUUCAUUCUUUUUCCUACUUUCCAAAUUACCUUGUAAUCAACUGUACUACAGUACAGUUUCUUAGGAAGAAUAAAGAUAAUUUAUCUUUGAAAAAUCUGAGUAAAUGUAUCUACUUGCUUCUGCUUAGCUCAUCCUCUAACUACUAAACUACUUGUCUCUUGCUGGAUAUUAUUUUCAAAAAUGAAACAGACAUAUAGUAGGGUUAAGAAAUUCGAGGUAUUAAUCAGAAUGAUGACUUAAUGUUAAAUUUCAUGGCAUGUUAAAAUCUAAAAUACAAAAGUUAUAUUUGAGAAUAAGCUAUUAAAACCCGUUACUUUUC
Suricata suricatta (meerkat) is the source of this 3819-nucleotide messenger RNA. It is a transcript of the gene TUBE1, whose product is annotated as tubulin epsilon 1. Lineage: Eukaryota; Metazoa; Chordata; Mammalia; Carnivora; Herpestidae. The coding region runs from base 69 to 1496 and encodes 475 amino acids. Gene Ontology annotation, molecular function: structural constituent of cytoskeleton; GTP binding. The record is from RefSeq and is a predicted model, not a curated record. The transcript is spliced from 13 exons. Gene Ontology annotation, biological process: mitotic cell cycle; microtubule cytoskeleton organization. Gene Ontology annotation, cellular component: microtubule; cytoplasm.